GGGAAGAUAAAAAAAUUAAUCCAUUUCCCCUUUCUCCUUCCCCUACCCAAACCCAAUCAGAGGAAUUCUGGAAUCCAAAGAAGGGUUUUCAGGGUCGAGAGGUUAUGGAGUCGAAAAGCACAUCUCCGUACCGUUCGGUUCGUACGGUCGUUGUACUGCCGGCGUUGUUGUUGCUGCUGCUGAUGAGCUGCUCUGGUCGUGUUCAAGGUGGGGAUAUAGUUCACCAUGACGAUGUAGCUCCGAGGAGAGCUGGUUGUGACAACAACUUUGUUCUGGUCAAAGUUGCAACCUGGAUCAAUGGUAAAGAGGAAAUGGAGUUUGUAGGAGUUGGUGCUAGAUUUGGCCCAACCCUGGAGUCAAAAGAGAAGCGUGCCAAUCAAACAAGACUUGCUAUUGCUGACCCUCCUGAUUUGUGUAGCAAACCGAAGAAUAAGCUUACUGGUGAGGCCAUACUAGUCCAUCGAGGCAAUUGCAGUUUCACUACAAAAGCUAAUGUCGCAGAUGAUGCCGGUGCUUCAUCUAUCCUGAUUAUAAACAACCAAACAGAGCUCUUCAAGAUGGUCUGUCAAGGAAAUGAGACUGAUUUGGUUAUUGGCAUACCUGCUAUCAUGCUCCCUCAAGAUGCAGGCAGAAGCUUGAUAGACAAUAUUAUGAACAAGUCAAGGGUUUCUGUGCAGUUGUAUUCUCCAAGGCGUCCUGUGGUUGAUGUAGCUGAAGUAUUUCUGUGGCUCAUGGCUGUUGUUACAAUCUUAUGUGCAUCAUAUUGGUCAGCUUGGUCUGCCAGAGAAGCAGCAAUUCAGCAAGAUAAGCUGCUUAAAGAUGGCUCGGAUGAAUACCGUGGCAUGGAUGCCACACAAACCAGUGGUGUGGUGGACAUCAACACAAUGUCAGCAAUUCUCUUUGUUGUCAUGGCUUCCUGCUUUUUGAUCAUGCUCUACAAACUAAUGUCCGCCUGGUUCCUUGAGAUUCUGGUGGUUUUGUUCUGCAUCGGCGGUGUAGAGGGUUUGCUUACCUGUUUGGUUGCAUUGUUAUCCUGUUUCAGAUGGUUUGGAAGUGCUGCAGAAACUUUCGUAAAAGUACCUUUACUUGGGGCAGUAUCAUAUCUGACUCUUGCUGUUUCUCCAUUCUGCAUAGCAUUUGCUGUUAUGUGGGCUGUUUUUAGACGAGUAUCCUUUGCUUGGAUAGGUCAAGAUAUACUUGGUAUUGCGUUGAUUGUCACAGUUCUCCAAGUUGUUCGAGUUCCAAAUCUUAAGGUUGGGACGGUUCUUCUGGGCUGUGCUUUUUUGUAUGACCUUUUUUGGGUGUUUGUUUCAAAAUGGUGGUUUCAUGAGAGUGUGAUGAUAGUGGUUGCUCGUGGUGAUAAAAGUGGAGAGGAUGGAAUCCCCAUGCUGCUGAAAAUUCCACGGAUGUUUGACCCUUGGGGUGGAUAUAGUGUCAUUGGUUUUGGUGACAUUAUUCUACCUGGUUUACUAGUUGCAUUUUCGCUAAGGUAUGACUGGUUAUCUAAAAAGAGUCUCCGUACAGGUUACUUUCUAUGGGCAAUGAUGGCUUAUGGUUUAGGUUUGCUUGUAACAUAUUUGGCUCUCAAUUUGAUGGAUGGACACGGCCAACCUGCAUUGCUUUACAUAGUUCCUUUCACUUUAGGAACCUUUUUGACAUUAGGAAAGAAAAGAGGCGACCUCAAGCACUUAUGGACGAAGGGGGAUCCGGACCGGCCUUGUCCCCAUGUCCAACUCCAACCCGCGGAUUAGGUAAAUACUGCAAAGCGCCAAUCUAAUCUGAUAUACGACUCUGCUCCAAGUUUAGUGUGCACAAAUUAGAAGUUUGAUAAUCGUACGGCCACAAUUGUCUUUGUAACAUGUUCUCCUGCUUGAACUUGGUGUGUAUAAAUAUGGGUAUUUCAGUAUGCUUAACAAACAACCAAAUUCUAACAAUGGUAUGUGCUUCAAGGUUUACUGUCUCUUCUAUCUUUGGCCUGCAAAAAAGAAAUAAAUAAAUGCAGAAAGUCAGA
Messenger RNA from Cuscuta campestris, 2011 nucleotides. NCBI's taxonomy places the organism in Eukaryota, Viridiplantae, Streptophyta, Magnoliopsida, Solanales, Convolvulaceae. The record is from the annotation of a GenBank genome assembly.